CAGGCCGGGAAUAUGUAUUAGAAGAGCAUGUUUCUCUUAGUCUUGAGUUUUAAGUCAGUUCUUAAGUAGGACCCAGCGCUGAUUGUAAAAUUUUCAAACUCGUAUUUUAUUAUGCUGUUUUAUUUAUUUUACAUACAGUUAACGCUUUCUACUUGGUGCCUUGGUCUUACACGUAGUACACUGUUCACUGGCUUUGGAGCACAAUACAGUAAGAGAAUGAAGCUUAAAGAGGUAGAUCGUGCAGCUAUGCAAGCAUGGAGCCCUUCUCAGCAUCACCCUAUAUAUCUAGCAACAGGAACAUCUGCUAAACAACUUGAUGCAACUUUCAGCACAAAUGCUUCCCUGGAGAUAUUUGAAUUGGACUUGGCAAAUCCUUCAAUAGAUAUGAAGUUAUGCACAACAUAUUCAUCCACACACAGGUACCAUAAACUAAUCUGGGGACCACACAGAAUGGAGUCUGAUGGCACUGCUUCUGGAGUCCUUAUCGCAGGAGGAGAAAAUGGAAAUGUGAUUCUUUAUGACCCGACAAAGGUCAUAAAAGGAGAUAGUGAAGUUGUCAUUGCUCAGCAAGACAAGCACACAGGGCCAGUGCGAGCCCUGGAUGUAAACUCAUUCCAGACAAAUCUUGUAGCAUCAGGUGCCAAUGAGUCUGAAAUCUAUAUCUGGGACCUCGAUAACUUUGCUGUUCCAAUGACACCAGGUGCUAAAUCUCAGCCUCUGGAAGAUAUCAGCUGCAUUGCCUGGAACCGACAGGUCCAACACAUUCUAGCCUCUGCCAGCCCCAGUGGACGGGCUACAGUGUGGGAUCUCAGGAAAAAUGAACCAAUACUAAAAGUCAGCGACCACAGCAAUAGGAUACACUGCUCUGACAUGGCCUGGCAUCCAGAUGUUGCCACCCAGAUGGUCCUUUCCUCAGAAGAUGAUCGCUUGCCUGUAAUACAAAUGUGGGACCUCCGAUUUGCCUCCUCCCCCCUGCGUGUUAUGGAGAGUCACAAAAGAGGUAUAUUGGCUAUUGCUUGGAGCUUGGCAGAUCCAGAACUGUUGCUUAGCUCUGGGAAGGAUUCCAGGAUACUUUGCUCCAAUCCCAACACAGGGGAGGUUUUGUAUGAACUACCAACUGACACACACUGGUGUUUUGAUAUGCAGUGGUGUCCUAGGAACCCUGCAGUUCUUUCCGCUGCUUCAUUUGAUGGACGUAUCAGCAUUUACUCUAUUAUGGGUGGAAACAAUGACAGUCACAAGCAGGCAGACAAGUGUUCCCCCAGGUUGAAUCUGCACAACGUCUUCCAGAGAUAUGGCCAUUCUAUUGAAUCAAACACUAUGGCGGAGUCGAUGGAGGCCACCGGUCCUGUAUCCACAUUGUCAUGUAGUUCUAUGUUGCUUUCUUCAUCAUUUGGGAACCUGGAUCCUUUUGGUACAGGACAUCCACUGCCACCACUGCAGCUUUCUCAGCAGCCUGCACAGCAAAGUACAAUUCUUCCCCUUAAAAAGGCCCCUAAGUGGCUGCGUUGCCCUGUUGGAGCCUCAUUUUCUUUUGGAGGGAAGCUGGUCACAUUUGAGACUUUGAAUACACAAGCAUCCCAUCAGCAGCAGCACCCGCAGGCCAUAUCCCAUUGCUUCCAUGUGUAUGUCAGUCAAGUGGUAACAGAGGAAGAGUUUCUAACCCGAUCUAAGCAGUUACAGAAUGUGGUCAGCACUGGCCUUUUCAAAGACUUCUGCCAGAAGAAAGUUGAAGAUGCCAAGACAGACUUUGAGAAGAAUGUGUGGUCAUUCCUAAAGGUGAAUUUUGAAAAGGAUUCUCGUGGCAAGUACCUUGAGCUGCUUGGAUUCAGAAAGGAAGACCUGAACACUAAGAUUGCAUCUGUUCUGGGCAAUGCAGUUGCAGCAGAUGGUAAACAUGAGGCUGGAAAAGACUCUGACCAAGCAAGUGAUGAGGAAGAGAGACCGCAUACAGAAGAUAAUUUCUUGGGGGAGGUUUCCAAAGAUGAUAAAGGACGGAGUAGCAGAUCUAUCUUACUCGGAGAAUUUAAUAUAUCAGUUGGUAGAGAUGUUGAUGGCCUCAUCACUCAAGCUCUGCUCACUGGAAACUUUGAAAGUGCUGUGAAUUUGUGUUUGCAUGAUAAUCGCAUGGCAGAUGCCAUUAUAUUAGCCAUUGCAGGUGGACCAGAGCUAUUGGCUAGAACACAAAAAAAGUACUUUGCCAAAUCACAAAGCAAGAUAACUAGGCUGAUCACAGCAGUAGUCACCAAGAAUUGGAAUGAGAUUGUUCAGUCCUGUGAUCUAAAGAACUGGAGGGAAGCUCUGGCUGCAUUAUUAACCUAUACAAUGCCUGAUGAGUUUUCCUCAUUAUGUGAUCUCCUGGGCUCCAGACUGGAGAAUGAAGGAGACUUGGCACUCCAGACACAGGCAUGUCUCUGCUAUGUCUGUGCAGGCAAUGUAGAGAAGCUGGUUUCCUGUUGGACUAAGGCUCAGGAUAGCACUUGCUCUUUAUCCCUUCAGGAUCUUAUAGAAAAGGUGGUUAUCCUACGCAAAACAGUGCAGAUAUCCCCUGCAGUGGUCACAAAUGAUGUGGGAACGAUUCUGGCCCAGAAGAUGACCCAGUAUGCCAGUUUAUUGGCAGCUCAGGGCAGUCUUGCUGCUGCUAUGGCUUUUCUUCCCACUGACACACAUCAAGGUGGCAUUGUGCAGUUACGAGAAAGGCUAUGCCAUGCACAAGGACAUGAUGAUAUCAUUGCUCUUUCAACUGGGAUGACUCUAAGUGGAGGUUCACAACAACAUGUGCAGUCUGGAAAUGAUGUGCAGUACUUCCCACAGGCUACAAUUGCCCCCACCGUCACUUGGAGUAACAAAAACCCUACUGCCACUCCCAGAUUUUCAGCAGCUGCCUCCUCCUUUGAUACACAGAGAAACAGUGCACUGCCUCCUGGGUUUAAUAUUCCUGGUUCCAUUUAUCCCUCUGCUGCACUGGCUUUAGGACCCUCAGUGGAUACCAGUUCUCCCUCUUACAACAUGAACUCUCAGAUGGCUCCCAGACCUCCUUACUCACAGCCCUUUUUACAAUCACAACAGUAUUCUUAUGGCUCUGGGGGCCCUGCUGUCUAUGAGCCCCAACCCCAAUCUACUGUUUCUUCUGCUACACCCUACCAAAAUUCUUCUUUUACCUCAACUUACCAAACUACAACUCAGCCACUGUACCAUGGGCCUGCUCUGCUUACUUCUGCCCCUUCCUCCUCCUCUCUUCCUACUACUACUACUACUACUACAUCCUUCCAGCAUGGUGGACCACGAGCUCCUUCUAAUUGUGCACCUUACACACUGCCUACUCCUGGAUCUACAGGUACUCUGCCUGCCACAAGUGAGCUGCCUGCAUCCCAGAGAACAGGUCCUCAAAAUGGAUGGAAUGAUCCACCUGUAGUGAGCAGGACAUCUAAAAAGAAGAUUCUAGAACAUUAUGUGCCUCUACCCCCAAUUACUUCUCCCAUAAUGAACCCCGUGACAGACUCAGGCUCCCAACAGCAACAGAUCCCUUCUUCUGGAGUACCAUUACCCUCUAUACCAUUCCAGCCUUCGACAAUGCUUGUAGUACAGCCUGAUACACAGACUUCCUUCACAAUAUCACAGCCCUCCAAUAGUCAAUCUGGACUGCCCCAUGAAUCCUCAAAGCCCAGUGCGGAGGGUGCCCCUGGGGCACCCAUUGGAAAUACCAUUCAGGCUGUUCAUACACUUCCAGCUGAAAAAAUUGCCAAGAAUCCAAUUCCUCAUGAACACCUGAUUCUAAAGACUACAUUUGAGGUUCUUAUCCAAAGAUGCUUGUGUUCUGCAAGUGACCCAGUAUGUACCAUGAGUUUGAAUCAAACCAAGCGGAAGCUAGAUGAUGCAAAUAAACGUCUAGAAUAUCUGUAUGAUAAAUUGAGAGAACAAAAGCUUUCUCCUGCAAUAAUUGCAGGAUUGCACAACAUUGCCAGAAGUAUUGAAUCUCAGAACUACACAGAAGGACUAAAUAUACACACCCACAUUGUGAGCACCAGUAACUUUAGUGAAACAUCUGCUUUUAUGCCAGUACUGAAAGUAGUUCUAACCCAGGCCAACAAGCUUGGGGUGUAAAAAAUGGUUUCUCAGAGACUUAAUACACCCCUGCAAAGGAAUAGUCCCUGCUUCCUCUUUUAGAUGAUGGAUCAAGAACUAGCAUGUUUUUAAUCUACUAUAACUCAAAAUUGACUGUAAUGUGUCAUUGCAAAGCAAAUUUCUGCCUUUAUGUUUUUAUUUUUGGACUUUGGAACUUAAAAAGAAAUUAUCCAGUGAUAAUUGUUUUUGAUGAAAUAUCAUAUUUUGUUCUGGAAACCAGUAUUGUUCUAUUAAACACAUGACCAUUUUUUUUAACUGCUCAUAAUUUGGAAAGACAGUAUUUCUAAGGUACAUGUGAAAAUCUUUGGCUAAGAAUAAAUUAUGAGUAGAAUAAAGUAUGUGAUCCCAAAUCAUAAUGUAACAUUCUUUUCAAGUCAGCAGAUCUAGAGUAUUUCAAAUAUAUAUUUAUGAAGAGCAAGCAGGGUGCAUGUAUGUGUAGCUUUUGCAAUACUUAAAUGGUAUAAGUAAUAAAAAUGUUUUCUCACUAA
Xenopus laevis (African clawed frog) is the source of this 4613-nucleotide messenger RNA. It is a transcript of the gene sec31a.L, whose product is annotated as protein transport protein Sec31A. Lineage: Eukaryota; Metazoa; Chordata; Amphibia; Anura; Pipidae. The record is from RefSeq and is a predicted model, not a curated record. The coding region runs from base 112 to 4104 and encodes 1330 amino acids. The transcript has 29 exons.